CAUUCAUAAAAUUUUAUCAUAAGAAUAGUAAUAUUUGCAUUAAUUUAUUAAACUUCAAGCGAUCAUGUAUAAAUAAAUCGUAUGAUAUGACAUAAAACGAAUUAGUUACCGAAUUUGUUACAGUAACGGAACGGUUGCCAUUAACUGUCAAAAUCUAACUGUCAUUUCAUAGUUUAAUACGACAGUACAAUCAGGGAGAAUAAACAUAAAUAAUAGAAACUUGUUGAAUGAAUUUUCGAGAUUGAGAAAGUACUUGUGUUAUCUUUAUUAUGGAGGAGCCGGUAGAUGUGAUCCGAGAAUGCUCACGAGCUGCGCUAACAGUUAGCAGAAGAACCCAAAGAGAUGAUGAAACCGAUAGCCAUCGUCACAUCGUCAGUGAAAAUGUAACACCAACAGUUGUCGCUGACAUAGCAAUAAAGCUGAAGAGCAAAACAUCAGUGAGUGCAGCAGACCUCAGAAUAUUGAAGAACAGUCUUCUGGAUGACACAAAGCAUAUUGAGGUGGUCUUGAAUACAAAUGGGGCUCUGCGAGGGCUGGUGAGAGAACUGACUGGUCAUGAUGCCCAACGCGCACUGCAUGCUGCCGGCUGCAUAUGCAACGUGUCACUAGGCGAUGCCCGCGCGUGCACCGCAGUAGCAAAAGCAGCUGGGACUUACCUCAUCGCCGCACUACCCAGCUUGCAUACUGAAAUGGCGGCAACCUGUGCACGAGCACUAGCUAACUGCGCCGGCGGGGGCGCGGGGGCCGCGGCUGUCCUCAUGUCUCAAGGGGCGGCAGCCGCGCUGCCGCCACUGGUGACGUCACACGACAGACACGCUAGCGACGCUGCGGCCACGGCGCUCGCUCAUCUCGCUACAGAUGAUAGUUUUAGCAAAGAGCAUGCGCUACCCAUCAUCCAGGCUCUCUCUCGUACUCGCCUCAUACAACCAUCGCUACAACUGCUCUUCAUAUUAUCAUGCCGCGAAGAUUUCAACGAACUUAUCACCGAAGAACUACUACAGAACGUUCUAGAACACGCCACUUCUAUGGAAACUAUAGAUAACUCAUUUGUUUACGCUAUUCGGACGUUAGCUAACAUAGACCUGAAUGAUCAUGUUUAUAAUGUUAUUGCGAGACAUUUUUCUAUGAACAUUGAAGUUUUGAAGAAAGCGUUAAUGAGUGAUGAGGUUGUGAAGUCUGUGCUUUGGUUGUUGGGUAAUUUGUUUAAUUUUAAGUGUGAUAGUGAACUAUUUAAUGCGUUAUUAAGUUGAUUUGUCCCUAAGCUUUUUUACAGUAUCAAAAUAAAUGUAAAAACAUUUUUUUUCCUGGAUUUAUUCAUCAUGCGUUUCUUUGAUUAGUUACCUAUGCAAUUUAAAGCUAUUUUAGAUAUGGCCAAUUUUAUUGUUUCAGUCAUUUGAUUUUCAGUUUUAUUAUAACACAAAUAAUAUUGAUAUCCAGCUUGUAUCAACGUUUAUACAGGUAGGUAUAAUAAAACACGAACAAUAAGUCGCAAUAAAUAUAAUAUCAUAUCAAUAAUUAUUAAUAUUUCAAUAAUUGUAAUAGUAUUUAGGUUAAUAUGGAUAAGGCUACAAUCAUAUUGUUUAUAAGUUGCAGUUCUCACAAAAGUAUCGGAGUUUUUACACUAAUGCCUUUACUUGGUUUCAUUUCUUAGUUAAAACUGAUUUACUUUACUAGAGUACAAUAGAUAGAGAUGUCAUUCAUCAGUGCUGUAAACACCAUUGUAUCAUAAUCUUGUAAAUUGUUAUACAAUACAGACUGAUAACGCCUACUACGAAAUUACUUUUUUCAAGAUCCAGCACUGAAAUGACACUAGAUCCUAUAAUAAAUCAGCUUUAAGAAAAGUGUUUCAUUUAGACGUGCGACCACAACUAUUAUUGUUUUAAUACAUGUAUGUACAUUUGCAAAAAACAAUAUAAACUUAUACAACACUAGCUAAUAUUAAUGGCAGUUACAUUAUUUUAUAUUUGUGGACCGUGUACAUAUUAUUAACAUUUCUCGCACACACAUAACAUUACUUACAAAUAUGUAUAACACAAGUAUGUAUUUCAACAGUUUUGUUAUAAGCAACUAACAUUUCAGUGGUUUUAAGGAAACAUCUCAUAGGAAGCACAAUCAGUUAGAAAGUAUUAAAAAGAUAAGUUGUGGAAGAAAGGCCUUUCCAUUUAGAAAUGGGGCGAGUUUGGAAAAUGAUGGGGCUACCUUGAUCGACUCGUAAAAAGUGUAAUUUAUACUAUAGGAUCACAUAAGUAGUUGAUGUUCUGAACUAAGGAAAUUGCGAUAUAAAAAUCAGAGUAACCCAUUUACUACAGUUUUCCACCAGUGUAAAAAAGGCUUGUCUUAAAAACUUAUCGAAAUGCAUCGGGAAUGGUUUUUGUAAAAAUAUUAAAUAAACAUAACAUCGAUAUUGAACGAUCUUAAUUCCAUAACAAAGUUAACAAUCAACGCCACACAUAUACGAUAAAAGGAAAUUGAUUGAAAGUAUGAAUUAUCUAUAGAUUGAUACAUUUGUGAGGACUGCGACUGAGGCACACAGACGACUGCUUUCACUGAAGGAGGCCAAAUAAUCGCAACAAAUUCGUCUGGACAACUUCCAAACGAAGUCACUAUUGUCCCAGAUUUGUAAGUUCACAUUUUUGACACAUUUGUUUUGAAGUAAGUAUGUUGCGAUGUGGCUAAGACAUAUCGUUUGCCAAGUCUAAUGAUUAAUUUCGAAUUGGUUGCAUCGAUUAGGCCCUAUGUACAAGGAGGUGCUUAAACAAAUAUACGAUUUCUAUCAACUUACUGAAAUGUCAUUUGAAUGGAAUUGAUAGACUGCCACAGCACACUAGUUUA
Molecule: messenger RNA, 2832 nt
Organism: Leguminivora glycinivorella
Lineage: Eukaryota; Metazoa; Arthropoda; Insecta; Lepidoptera; Tortricidae
Exons: 5
Coding region: 270-1250 (326 amino acids)
Source: RefSeq, a predicted model, not a curated record